UAUAUUCGAUUCGACUUGAAAACAAACAAAUCGAUAUGCUAUAAAUUAAUCGGUACUUGGUUGAAAUACCCGCCCUUAGCGGAUAUGUAUUCAUAUAUACAGGUGCUGCCUACGAUAUCGUAAAGAAUACAAGACACGCGGGUCUACACUUCCUAUGUUUAUGGACAUAAAUUUAAGCGGCAGGAGACAGAACAGGGGUGAGAGCCGAGAGUCAUCUAGUCGCCGAAGGGUCAUGUUCGAGGCGCGUUGUGAGCGACGUGGCAACAACGAGCAGCUGAAAGACGCUCGGCGCAUGCGCAUUCGUCCCGCGACGCAACACGUAAACACGACUCUUCCUCUCCUUUUUUUAUUACUUGAUCGACGUUCCUCGCGGAUCGUACACAUUUGUACGGGGUGAAACGCAGAACGUCUCGCUGGGGGGGGGACACAUCGCGAUUCCGCGGCGUUUCACGCGCGGAUCUACGCGGGCGAGAAAGAUGACUACGGUGGUGCACCUCGGCGUCUCGUGAUACCAUAAAAUUCACGGCCCGAUGGUAUGCGGUGACGUCAUCCGAAUCUGUUCUGGAAGGAUCCAGCGAGGCAACAAUGGCGGAUCUAUACGCGAAUUACAACUGCACGUAUUGUCAGGAGGACAUCGCGGGUCUACGCGUCAAGUGUAACGAGUGCCCUGACUUCGACCUUUGCCUGCAGUGUUUUUCCGCUGGCGCUGAAAUCGGACAACAUAAAAAUAAUCACGCUUAUAAGUUUAUGGAUUCUGGUACCAUUAACAUAUUCAAUGGUCGUGGCAAUUGGACUGCCAGAGAACAGUUGAGACUUCUGGAUGCAAUCGAACAAUAUGGAUUUGGGAAUUGGGAAGAUAUCAGCAAACAUAUCGAGAAGCGUACACCAGAAGAAGCGAAAGAAGAAUAUAUUGCUAGGUAUCUUAACGGUAACAUCGGAAAGCAUACAUGGCCACCCACGGAUAGUUACGUACCAAAUCUUACGGAUCAAACGAAAUCUGAUCAUGGUCCUUUGUCGCCUGAUCUCACAUCCAGAUUACCGCCAUUGGACAUUACCCCGGAAGAAGCUGCGCAAUUAGGUUAUAUGCCUCAACGAGAUGAUUUUGAGAGGGAUUACAACCAUGAAGCCGAAUCUCUCGUUUCUUCGUUAUCUUUGAACCCUGCUGAGGACGAUGAUCUUGAUAUUGCUCUUAAAUUAGCGCAAGUUGAUAUGUAUACCAGUAAUCUUAGAGAACGAGCUAGACGAAAACGCGUCGUGAGAGAUUAUCAACUUGUAUCUGCCUUCUUCUCAUCAUCCAGGAAAGACAAAGGAAUAAAGAAAAAACAAACGAAAGAAGAAAAAGAAUUUAGGGACAGAAUGCGUGUAUUCGCACAGUUUUACACAGCACAAGAGCACGAACAGUUCCUAACAAACCUCGAGAGAGAAAGAGAGUUGCGCUUACGGCUCUCGGAGCUUUAUCGAUAUCGCGAGAAUGGCAUCACGAGACAUGAAGAAUGCACUCAUUUCGAGCAGGUUCUUGCGCAAACUCAAAGACAGAAUGAUACAGCGGAUCAUUGGAAUGAAAAAAAAUCUGGCAGCAGUGGGCCGUCCACACCAAUACACCGCAGCACCUCAAAAAGAAGAGAAGAAGAAAAAAAUUACUCUUCCACCGACCGAAAAUACACUGCAAAGCAAGACUUGCCCAGCUCCACAGCCAAUCAAAUCAGUCACAAUCGGACGACGACUCUAACCAAUCAAUGGGCGGAGUCGGAUAGCAACCCAAAUACUUCCAAUCAAUCGACUUCCAGCCCCAGUUCCUCGCAAGAAAAGAAUUACAGCAAUGCUACUUCUACUCAAGAACGAGAUAUAGAAUUGGAGGCUGCGUCUCAUCUUUUAACGAAGCAAGAAAAAUCCUUGUGUAUUCAACUUGAUCUAAAGCCGACUCAGUAUUUGACGCAAAAGACAUUGUUAUUACAAGAAUAUUUAAACGGUAAUAGGAGAUCGAGUAUUGUACCUCAAUCAGAACCAGAAAGCAAAAUUCUUCAUUAUCUAGUAACUAACGGUUGGAUUACAGCCAGUUGAUCAAAUGUAUAAAGAUUUGUUAUUUUGUCACUCUAAGUCAUUUCUAAAUUAAUAAGCUUAUAUAUACAAGUUUUAGACGUAACUAAAAUUUUUAGUCUGAUUCAGUUAAAUGUAAGGCAGAUGAUUAAUGAGAGAAAAGGAGAGAAGGAAUGCAUGCGUGCAUGUUUGCAAUAGUUGCAUUGUUGCUGAUCUUUUAAACUGGGAUUUCAAUAUUAUUAUAUCAUGCGGUCUAUUCAAUGUAAAAUCAGAUAGAAUCAUAAUCAGAUGUAAUUUAUGUGUUUAAGGUCUGUGAUUUAACAAUGAGUUCAGGGCCGAUUUUACGAUGAUAAAAACUUGAUUAAUGUUUAAUUACUUCUGCAUUUCCUUUUUCCAAGCUAUAACACUGGCUAUAAUGCAGUUAAUAACAAACAAUUAAUUAAACAACAAAU
This is a messenger RNA of Pogonomyrmex barbatus (red harvester ant), 2489 nucleotides long. It is a transcript of the gene Ada2b, whose product is annotated as Transcriptional adapter 2B. Gene Ontology annotation, biological process: chromatin remodeling; regulation of transcription by RNA polymerase II. Gene Ontology annotation, cellular component: nucleus; SAGA-type complex. Gene Ontology annotation, molecular function: zinc ion binding; transcription coactivator activity; chromatin binding. NCBI's taxonomy places the organism in Eukaryota, Metazoa, Arthropoda, Insecta, Hymenoptera, Formicidae. The record is from RefSeq and is a predicted model, not a curated record.